UAUAGAAAAAAGCUAACAUUUGAAGAGCUCUCCAAAACAUUGAAACUAUUUUCGGAGGACGAAUCCGUUCUAGAUUUGGGGAAUCAUCAGAGACCUCGAUGCCUGAGCUGUGCGGUCGUGGGAAACGGGGGAAUACUGAAAGGAUCUGGCAUGGGCAAGGAAAUAGACAACCAUAGCAUGGUGUUCAGAGUUAACAAUUGUCUCAGGAGAGGCUUUGAACACGAUGUUGGUAAUCGGACAACGCACUACGUAUUCAUGGACAGAUCCCUCAGCCAUACGCAACAGGCUGAUAUACCGAGAGAUAAGGGUAUCAAGUGGGUCUUCCUGCCUUGUAGAUUAGACGACUAUCACUACAUCUCAGAGGUCGCCAAGGGAACUAACCCUAAACAGAAACUGAAAGCUCAAGCUGCUGACAUCAGACUAAUGCACCCAGACUUUAUCAGAUAUGUUCACAAAGUCUGGAUGCAGACCAGGUCCUUUCGUCCGAGUACUGGUUUCGUGAUGUUCAUGACGGCUCUCCAAUCUGGAUGUGAUUCUGUCAGUGUGUACGGCAUGGGAUUUAACAAGAAGUACUCGGGAUACUAUUACGAUAAAAAGUUCUAUACCUACGAGAAUACGUCAAAGAGCCAUGAUUUUUUAAGAGAGGUGAAAAUCCUGAAGGAAUUGGACAAAGCUGGUAUUAUAAAGUGGUACAAAAGAGAUGUCCCUGAAUUUCUCUCGUAGCCAUUUACUAUGAAUAUGACGGACAAAGAAAGAGUACCAAAUAUACAGUUCCUCAGGUAGACAAAGGAACAUCCCUUCCCUGCUAUUAUGUAA
This is a messenger RNA of Strongylocentrotus purpuratus (purple sea urchin), 816 nucleotides long. Its product is annotated as alpha-N-acetylgalactosaminide alpha-2,6-sialyltransferase 2. The transcript is spliced from 5 exons. Gene Ontology annotation, molecular function: sialyltransferase activity. The record is from RefSeq and is a predicted model, not a curated record. Bases 151 to 723 code for a protein of 190 amino acids. Lineage: Eukaryota; Metazoa; Echinodermata; Echinoidea; Camarodonta; Strongylocentrotidae.